GUUACUAUUGAACCAUGUCUUGAACCGAGUGUUUAUGAAUAUACACUCGAUGGUGAAAAAAUUAAAUCAACUCAAUCAAUGUCUGAUCAUUUUACAAAAAUUCUUAGUCGUAUGGAAUUAAAUGAUUUAUGUUCAGAAGAUUCAAUUGAAAAUUCUAAUGAAGAUGAACGUCGAAUAACAAAUGGAGGAAAAAAUGCAUUUGGAACAUUUCUUGAACAAAUGAGACAAGCUAAUAUUGAAAUAUGUGCAUUACAUGAUAUUCUAACAUUAGUUAUGAGUCGUCGUUAUUUUAAUUUAUUUUCAAAUGUUGCUGAUAUAGAAGAAAAUUUAAAUACAGGAAAUGCUCGACAACAACGUGAUUUAUUAAUUCGACAAAGUCAAGAUAUAAUACAUAAAUCAUGGAUAUCAAAACGUACAAGUGCACGACAAGCAGCUGAUGUUUUAUUAUCAUCAUAUGAACGUUUUAUGAAAAUAAUUAAUACAACAAGUGGAAAUUUAGAAAAUUUUCAUGUACAAUUAUCAAAUUUAAGACAACGUUGGAAAAUAAGAAAACAAACAAAUACAAAUAAAUAUCUAGGAGAUUUGUCAUUUCGAUCAGCUGGUUCAUUUUAUCCAUUUAAAAUGCAAUUUGAAGUAACAAAAGCUGAUAGUCAUAAACGUACACAUAAUAAUUCUAUUGAUGUUAUUAUACCAGAAGAAUUACAAGUUCGUGUUAUAUUAAAAAUUGAUAUUGAAACAAAAGAUGGACAAAUUUUACUUCGUACAUAUUCAACAAUGAUGGCUAAUGAUACUAUAAUGAAUAUCAAUGAUAAUAGUUAUGAUUCAAUAUUAGAAAAUGCUCAACGUACAGUUUUUUUAAAAGAACUUUUUUCACAACUUUGUCGAGAAGCAUCGGAUAUUACAAAUAUAAUUCAACCAACAGUUAUGAGAAAUUCAAUUAAAUGUUGGAUUCUUUCCGAUGUAAUGAUGACAAUAAGUCUUUUACGUACAAGUGAAUUUGAUCCAAGUAUUCAAACAGAAUCAACACUUUACGGUGCACAUAUUGGUUUAUUAGAAUAUUCUUUAUGUGCUUUAUUACGUCAACAAUUUCUUCGUAAUUUUCAUUAUUCACAAUUAAAACCUAGUACACUUAUGUUAGGCGUACCUGCAUUAAGACGUAUUGCUGGUGUUAAUGCUUUUAAUUAUAAUCAAUUAAAAUCUAUAAGUGAAAAUAAAUCAAUUUUACAAACAAUUAUUGAACUUGCUCAACAUCAAGUUAUUCGUGCUCGAAUAUUAAAUUUAUUAAAUAAUUUAGCAACAAAUUGUGAUAUAAAUAUGACUGUGAAUAUAAGUGCUUUUAGUUCAACAACAUCAACAUAUGGACGUGUUCAUUUAAUAGCACCUGGUUAUGAUGUUUUAUGUCGUUGGUCUUAUAUGUUUCAAAUAGAAGAAUGUCAAGUUAAAAUUCAAUAUAAAUCUCAUUUAGUCGAAUUUCAACAUCAUGUUGAAGAAGUUCAAAGAUUUUUUAUUAAUCAAAUCGCUUGUUUUAAAUUUACAAUUGCUUGUACAUUAGCAAAAAUUUUUGGUUGGUUAGUUGUUGGUAGUACAAUGGCACCAACUGUUGGUAGAUUAAGUGAAAUUCAAUUUAGUGCUCAACUUGAUCAUCCACAAAUACCUACAUCAAUUGGAAUACGUAUUGGUGAUGAUUUACAAUUACAAGUAGCUGUACGAAAACGUCAUGAACGUAAUGAUGAUACACGUAUGGAUGAUGAUUCCAAUGAACGAAUAGGAGGAGGAACAAAAGGAAUUAAAUAUGAUUCAAUUAAUUUAGAUGAUUAUUAUGGUAUAUCAACAUUACAAAAAUUUGAAAUGUUUAUUUCGAGUUUAUUGCAUCAUGAAAAACAGCAAUAG
Messenger RNA from Rotaria sordida, 1890 nucleotides. Lineage: Eukaryota; Metazoa; Rotifera; Eurotatoria; Philodinida; Philodinidae. The record is from the annotation of a GenBank genome assembly.